AACAAAUUGUAAAUUGAAAACAAUAGUAUAAAAUCUUUUUCAAAGAAGGGAAUCUGUCAAAUCAGUGAACAAUCUUAUAGGCAAUAGGUGGUGGGGGGUGGGGGUUGGUAGCCCUGCAAAUUGCAAUAUUGUAGUCCCUUUAUAUAGAAAGAGUCACCCAACGUUAUAGGAAGAUCCUUCCAUCUCUCAAGAUCUAUUGAGAGGAGGAAAAAAAAGUGGCUAAAAUCAACUCAAAAUUUGUGUCCUCAAUUACCCUAUCUCAAUUUCGUUGUACUGUGUGUGUGUGUAAAAUUUGUGUCCUUAACUGUAAGAUCUAUUGGCCACAUCAUAAUAUUGUCUUUUCUUGAAUUUCCCUUAUGUGGCUAUAACUCAAUUUCAAGAUUUAUCAGAUUUCAGAUAUAAGUUUGGUAUUCAUUUGGGUGACAUCAAGUUUUUUAACUCAUCAGAUUUAUAGAUUGCACCUUCUAGUUCUUGAUGUAACUUUGGAAUUCAUUUGGUUGACAUCAAUACUUUUAAAUCAUCAGAUUUAUCAGAUUUCUGAUUGCAACACCUAGUUGACUUGGUGGUCAUUCAUCCUGUAUAAAGAGGAACGAGCCAGGAUUUGCCAAUGGGUGAUAUAGCCAAAGAUUUAACAGCUGGGACUGUAGGUGGAGCAGCACAAUUGAUCGUUGGUCACCCUUUUGAUACCAUAAAGGUCAAGCUUCAAAGCCAGCCUACUCCACUUCCAGGGCAGCUUCCAAAAUAUUCUGGUGCUAUAGAUGCUGUCCGGCAAACAGUAGCUGCGGAAGGUGCCAGGGGGCUCUUCAAAGGCAUGGGAGCGCCGCUUGCCACUGUGGCAGCCUUUAAUGCUGUGCUAUUCACAGUGAGAGGUCAAACAGAGGCGUUCUUGAGGUCUGAACCUGGAGUCCCUCUUAGUGUGAACCAACAAAUUGUUUGCGGGGCUGUUGCUGGAACUGCUGUGUCUUUUCUUGCUUGCCCGACUGAGCUUAUAAAAUGCAGAUUGCAAGCGCAGGGUGCAUUGGCUAGUAUAGGCUCAGCUGCUGUGGCAGUGAAAUAUGCAGGGCCAAUGGAUGUAGCAAGACACGUUCUUCGAUCUGAAGGAGGCGUGACAGGUCUCUUCAAGGGCUUGUUUCCCACCCUGGCACGUGAAGUACCCGGAAAUGCUGCUAUGUUUGGCAUGUAUGAAGCGAUAAAGCAGUACAUUGCAGGAGGCACAGACACUUCAGAGUUGGGAAGAGGCUCUCUUAUUGUAGCCGGUGGCUUGGCUGGCGGUUCCUUCUGGAUGUCCGUGUAUCCAACAGAUGUCAUCAAGAGUGUAAUCCAGAUCGAUGACUAUAAAAACCCAAAGUUCUCUGGCUUUUUCGAUGCUUUCAAGAAGAUCUUGGCAUCGGAGGGUGUUAAAGGCCUUUACAAGGGCUUUGGACCUGCUAUGGCCCGUAGUGUCCCUGCAAAUGCUGCAUGUUUCUUGGCGUAUGAGAUGACUCGUUCUAGUUUGGGAUAAUUCGCGGCUCGAUGAGGAAGGAUUUAGACAUUGUUAUUGAUUAUUCUUUGAACCUAACAUCUGCUGAAAUUCUGUAAUUCCAUUUCAACUUGCUGCUGGGCAAUUGUACUCUAAAGAUCUAAGCAAUUUGUUCAAAGGUAAAGAACCAGUAACUCUUUUCCAGUCCAGCAGCCUAGUUGUUCAAAUCUAUGAUCAUGUUCUAAAACUUGUUUGGGCUGA
Capsicum annuum is the source of this 1720-nucleotide messenger RNA. Its product is annotated as mitochondrial carnitine/acylcarnitine carrier-like protein. The record is from RefSeq and is a predicted model, not a curated record. Gene Ontology annotation, molecular function: L-ornithine transmembrane transporter activity. Gene Ontology annotation, biological process: mitochondrial L-ornithine transmembrane transport. Bases 608 to 1501 code for a protein of 297 amino acids. NCBI's taxonomy places the organism in Eukaryota, Viridiplantae, Streptophyta, Magnoliopsida, Solanales, Solanaceae. The transcript is spliced from 6 exons.